Messenger RNA from Aspergillus ochraceoroseus IBT 24754, 1182 nucleotides. RefSeq lists its product as uncharacterized. Bases 215 to 1084 code for a protein of 289 amino acids. NCBI's taxonomy places the organism in Eukaryota, Fungi, Ascomycota, Eurotiomycetes, Eurotiales, Aspergillaceae. The record is from RefSeq and is a predicted model, not a curated record. The transcript is spliced from 5 exons. Gene Ontology annotation, cellular component: 90S preribosome; nucleus.
CGCGUCUUCGGCGGUGGCAUAACAACCUUCCUUAGUAAGUCGGGCUUGAUUGGGGAAAAGCUUAUCGAUAAGAUCCCGCUGACUCAGCUAAAAAAAAAAGUUGCGCUGCAGACGUGCAAGAAUUGCGGAGAAACCGUUUGCACCUACGAGAGUGCCAUUGAUUCUUCGCUCGAUCUUUGAAUAUAUUUGGGCACUGCUUAUUCAAAAACGAAAUAUGUCUGGAGAAACAGCCACUCCCUCCGGCCUAGCCGCCAAGGUGGACAAGAAGCGCAAGAGACAUGCGGAAGAAUCCUCGAAGGAGACAAAAGCCGCUGCCUCCAAGCCUACCGGUGAUGUUUCCGAGGGUCAUCAGAAGAAGAAGAAGAGGAAAAAUGGAAAUAAGAAGACAGAGGACACCGAUAAACCGAAGAUGAUCAGAGGAGAGCCCUUGGAGAAAGAGCGCAAAGGUGGCAUGGAUGAGUCCAUUGGGAAGAUGGAUGGCCGGCUACUUGCAGACCACUUUGCGCAGAAGGCCAAGCGACACAACAAGGAGCUGACUGCUGUUGAGCUGAGCGAUAUUAGUGUUCCAGACUCCGCUUUCCUUGAUACAUCAUCCUUUGAUGCCGCAAGAACACUCGAGAAGCUUCCUGAUUUCCUCAAGGCCUUUAGUCCUAACAAAGGAGUCGAUUUCGAGAAGGCAUCUCAGCACAAGGGCACACCUCACACCAUUGUUGUCUCUCCUGCUGGUCUGCGUGCCGCCGAUGUAGUGAGGUCCCUUCGAACUUUCCAGACAAAGGAAUCUCCUAUCGGUAAGCUGUUUGCGAAGCACAUUAAGCUGGAGGAAGCCAAGCAGUUCCUGGAUCGAGCACGAGUGGCAAUCGGGGCUGGAACCCCGGCUCGAAUCUCUGAUUUGAUUGAUUCUGGAUCCCUGAAACUGGAUGAGCUGGAACGUAUUGUUAUCGAUGGAUCGUACGUUGAUCAGAAGCAAAGAGGUAUUUUCGACAUGAAAGAGACCCAUCUACCACUUCUUAAGCUCCUUACCCGGUCCGAGUUUCGUGAGCGGUAUGGAGCAAAGCAGAAGGGAAUUAAAAUCUUGGUGUUUUAAGUUAUGCAUAUUAUGGAUUACGUGGCGUUAAUAAAGUAGGGCUUAGCUUUUUCUUCUUAUUCUUGUGGAAGUUUGAUAUUGUCGGCAUGUAUAUACCU